AUGACACAAGAGAAACGAGGAACGAGCCAUCAAUCUGACGACCAAAUUCUCGGGAAAAAUCCCUGGCGCGGCCAAUCAUCCGCCGCCCAUCCAAUCGCCAAUCCCUCAGCUCUUCCCUAUUCCAGUCAGGCCACGACGGCCCCAAGAACUGGAAAAACCGGAAUCGCGACCGAGGCCAUCAGAAGAGGGGGAGGGAAAGAGACCAACCUCGUUGACGUCAAGACCAACCGGGCCAACCCACCGGGCCACGACGCGAACAGCGGCGACUUCGUACGACCUGCGUCCGCAGGAGAGUGA
Messenger RNA from Penicillium macrosclerotiorum, 297 nucleotides. RefSeq lists its product as uncharacterized. The record is from RefSeq and is a predicted model, not a curated record. Lineage: Eukaryota; Fungi; Ascomycota; Eurotiomycetes; Eurotiales; Aspergillaceae. The transcript has a single exon. The coding region runs from base 1 to 297 and encodes 98 amino acids.